This is a messenger RNA of Trypanosoma cruzi, 1663 nucleotides long. RefSeq lists its product as uncharacterized. The record is from RefSeq and is a predicted model, not a curated record. The annotation marks the transcript as partial. Lineage: Eukaryota; Euglenozoa; Kinetoplastea; Trypanosomatida; Trypanosomatidae. The transcript has a single exon.
AUGGAUAUCAAAGGCGGGGAGUGUAACUGGCUUUUACUUUUUGACAUCGCUCUCAGUCAUGGCGAGUCCAUUCGCCAGCAACGCUUGCGAUACUCUGGGCUACUCACGCUGCUGCGCUCUGCUGGUCUUCUUGGCCCCAAAACGGGUGUGUAUCAAUUUUUGGUUGAAUCGCUUUGGCUUUUUCACGGGAAGCCACUGAGACCCAAUGAAAACGGCGACGCCACGAAAGGAGAUUUCCCCUUUCAUGAUCUUGCGGUUGACUUUGAUGGUUUUCUUGCCAUUAUGAACGUUGUAUGCGUAAGAUGCUAUCAGACGCAGCGCUGCUCAGAGCUUUUGGAGGAGAAAUGUCCUGUUUUAGAUGCCAUCAUUUUAUCUUCCGAGGACCAGGUACAUUUGAGGGAAAGUGUGAUUUACACCGGACGCCGCUUUUUAAAACCCCUGAUUAGUAGAUGUCUCGUUUUAAAGAGGACGGUGAUCUCGUUGAGCUCCAUGAAGAAUGGCUGGACACCCUACAUCAAUCAGCUUGUGAUACAUGUUAUGGCUUCAUCAGCCCAUUCUAUUGUUCUACCAAUUUUUAAUCUUUACGCUGUUGAUGGUCGAAUUUACCGCGGCGCGUUUGAGAAAAUGCUGGACGAUGUGUUUCCAAACUUUACGCCUGUUCAGCAAAUAGGCGCCAGAUCUAUUUUUGACUACCCUGGGUUUUUUGGCAUUCAUAAUUUAAUGGAAUAUUCCACUUUGGAAAUCCCCAAUGGGAAAGUGACGGCGUUAGAACUUGAUUCCUUUGCAGAGGCGCUUCUAAUGUUGGGUGUUGUGGCAUUUUCUGACGAAGUGCAGUAUGAGCAUCAUCGACCAUUUACAGCAAAGGUUUGGUCGGUUUUUGAAGAUUACUACAGUAAGUUUGUAGGCGCACCAAUGGUAGAUGAUCCUAUUCUUGACAACAAAUAUGCCUCGAUUCUUCCAGCUAUUAGUCUUCUUUUUCCCUCCAGGGUACCUAUUGACAAAACGUCGUCUUUUAUCAUUGGGGGUUGGAACCUGACUGUUGAUGAUCGCUCUGAAGACUCACUGGAUUUGGGUAAGGACUACCCUCCACGUAUUUUUCAAUUUCACAAGAUUAAUAUCACUCCCGACGGUGGAAAUGGAAGGCGUAUAUCUGGGCCCGUACCUGCAACCACUGCGGGACUGGCAUCAACGUUGUUUGGAGAAGAGUUGAAUCGACAAUUCCAGGCUGAACACGAUGUUUUGAUUUAUGGCAUGAGGCGUUGUGCGGUGUAUGUAAAUGAGAUUCGUGUAAUGGCUUUUCAGCGAGGGUCUAAUAGGGUGGAAGUGGUUAUUCCAUCCUCCAUGUGGGAUAUUUCUGUCGAUACAAUACAUGUUCAUUUUGUUGAAUCUAAAGAUAAAGGUAAACUGAUACUUUCUCCCAUUACCAAGGCAUCGGUAUCAUUACGUGACAGCUCUGGUAGCACUAUAUUCAGCUCAAAGGAUGUCCUAUUUGUGGCAGCGCCCUUAGUGGAGGUGAUUCCUGCAUCACAAGUACAAGAAUUAAAAAGCCUCUUUGAGCGUCAUUCUACGGAAGCUGUGAUGACGUUUGAAGAAUUUAGUUCGGCGUGCAUUGAAUUAUGUGUUGAUACAUUAUUGGCUCCGCGGGUGACUGUUCAUCGUUCUU